UUGCUUGGUUCUAGUUCCUCAAGGCAACAUUGAUAUCCUUUGAAUCCCGGUUUUCGACGUAUUUUAGAACUUGAUUUCGAGUUUUUUUGGAAAUUUUUAGCCAAUUUAUAAUAGAAUGGGUCUGCUAUCUUUAUUGCGUAAAAUACGUUCUAGUCCAGAAAAAGAAGCUCGAAUAUUACUACUUGGUUUAGAUAAUGCCGGAAAAACAACUCUUUUAAAACAACUAGCAAACGAAGAAGUUACACAUGUUACUCCAACAGCUGGGUUUAACAUAAAGUCUGUUGCUGCAGAUGGAUUUAAACUAAAUGUAUGGGAUAUAGGAGGACAAGCUAAAAUUCGUCCAUAUUGGAAAAAUUAUUUUGAAAAUACAGAUGUUUUAAUUUAUGUUAUUGAUUGUAGCGAUAGAAUAAGAUUAAAAGAAACUGGUGAUGAACUACUAGAAAUAAUAAAUGAUGAAAAGAUGAAAGAUGUUCCUUUACUUGUUUUUGCUAACAAACAAGAUCUUCCAAAUGCUAUGACAGCUUCGGAAGUUGCAGAACAUAUUGGUCUAAUUACCUUAGAAAAUAAAACAUGGCAAAUUCAAGCUUGUUCAGCUGUUGACGGGACAGGUGUAAAGGAAGGAAUGGAUUGGGCAUGCAAAAAUAUGAAAAAAUAAUCUUUUUUUUUUCUUUUUUAUGUAAAAUUCCUUACUCUCUAAAUACUUGCAGAAUUUAAAAUUAUAUUGAAAAUAUGUUCACCUCAGCACUUUUAAAUAUAAAAAAGUA
Condylostylus longicornis is the source of this 764-nucleotide messenger RNA. RefSeq names its product ADP-ribosylation factor-like protein 3. The record is from RefSeq and is a predicted model, not a curated record. Gene Ontology annotation, cellular component: cytoplasm; microtubule cytoskeleton. The transcript has 5 exons. Gene Ontology annotation, molecular function: GTPase activity; GTP binding. Gene Ontology annotation, biological process: cilium assembly. Lineage: Eukaryota; Metazoa; Arthropoda; Insecta; Diptera; Dolichopodidae. The coding region runs from base 116 to 655 and encodes 179 amino acids.